This is a messenger RNA of Ambispora leptoticha, 1254 nucleotides long. NCBI's taxonomy places the organism in Eukaryota, Fungi, Glomeromycota, Glomeromycetes, Archaeosporales, Ambisporaceae. The record is from the annotation of a GenBank genome assembly.
AUGGGUAAAAAGCCUUUUAUCGAUCGUAAGAACGCUAAGCACUACCAAUUAGUACAUAGGUCUCAACGUGAUCCCCUUAUCAAUGAUACGGAGGCUUCUUCGAGAGUUUUGCUAGAAGUUACAUCGUCGAAUUUACGGAAUAAAAUUAUUGAGACCUCUGAAAACGUCAAACAGUCUGAGAUAGAGAGUCGUGUUGGCCAAGCGGCACUUUAUGGGGUAUAUUUUGAUGAUACCGAUUAUGAUUAUACGCAACAUUUAAGACCGAUCGGCGUUAAUCGCGAUGCUGUGUUUAUUGAAUCUCCUUUGAGAAAAGAAAAAGGAAAAAAGAAAGGUUUAGAAUUUGUGAAAAACGAUGAAGAUGAUGAUACGCGGAUAUCGAGUUCUAAAAGGGAUGAAAAGGUAGCAAUUGAAUUGCCACCUGAGGUUCUCCCGUCGAGGGAAGAGAUCCCCGCUGAAUAUUUUGAUCGAUCGGCUAUUCCGAAUGAUAUCCAAGGAUUCCAGCCUGACAUGGAUCCUCGGCUUCGAGAAACGCUGGAAGCACUUGAAGACGUAGCAUAUAUCCAAAAUGAUCUUGAUGAUGAUUUUUUCGCUGCUUUAAAUGCCGAAAACUUAUCUGAUGACGGAGAAGGGGAAGAAGAUUUUUUUGAAGGUGAAGAUGAAAUAUCGCCGGAUUUGGAAAAUUGGGAAAAAGAAUUCAAGAGAUUCCAGAGAAUACAAAAAUUGAAAGAUAUUGAGACUGGGGAAGAAGAAAAUAUUAAAUCCGAAGAUGAUAUAAGGUCACGAGCAACAGGAUAUUCGAUGACAAGCUCGGCGAUGUUUAGAAAUGAGAAACUGACUUUGCUAGAUGAACAAUUUGCGAAGUUUAGAUUGAAGAAGAACAUUUCACGCCGUCAAGAUUUUGAUCAAAUUAUGGAAGAGUUUCUUGACAAGUAUGAGAUAGUAGGUCACAAGAUGGUUCCGAAAUUAGAAGGUGAUUCUAUGGUUGAUAAAUUAGAGACAAUUCGACGUGGGUUAGGACAAGUGAAUAUCGAGGAUGGAACGCAAAAAAAUAUUGGUAAAGAUAAUGCAUGGGUGGAUGACGAAAUUCUUGAUAUGUCGAAGGAAAGUAAACGUACAAGGGAGGCGUGGGAUUGCGAGUCUAUUUUGAGCACUUAUUCUAAUUUGGAAAACCACCCGGCGAUUAUUCGUGACAAUGAAAUACCUCAAUUUAAAGUCAGCACGGAUCGAAAGACAGGAAUGCCGAUUAUUGUCUGA